This is a messenger RNA of Drosophila montana, 1911 nucleotides long. RefSeq lists its product as uncharacterized. The record is from RefSeq and is a predicted model, not a curated record. The coding region runs from base 1 to 1911 and encodes 636 amino acids. Gene Ontology annotation, molecular function: nucleic acid binding. Lineage: Eukaryota; Metazoa; Arthropoda; Insecta; Diptera; Drosophilidae. The transcript has 2 exons.
AUGGGCGUGCUAAUACGCUUCGCCGUAUCCGGCGACAUACGGGAAAUGUGUCAUCAGGUCAAGGUGCGCCGAGAAGACCAAGCGGCUCAGAAGUUUCUCUGGCGUGAUGGAGAUUCGUCGCGCUCUCCCGAAACGUACGUUAUGCAAGUCAAGACGUUCGGAGCAUCCUGUUCGCCAGCCCUAGCAAAUUACGUCAAGAAUCCGAUUUGCGAAAACACAUUUGUAGACGACUGGCUGCAGUCGGUAGAUUCAGAAUCCCAAAUGAUGCAGUUAGCUGAGACUGUAAAAAGGAUUCAUGCUAGUGGCGGUUUCGAGAUGCGCCAAUGGACAUCAAAUUCAAAGCAAGUUAUGCAGGCGCUGGAAGACGACUGUGAGGGCUUGGACAAGCGUAUCAGCGGUAAGGAUGAAGCGCAAGAAAAGGUCCUGGGCCUGUGGUGGCUACCUGGACAAGAUCUGUUGACCUUUGUGGUAAAGCCGAACUUGCUUGCAAAAGCAUCUAAGGAGCGCCCAAUUAAAAGACGCGUUCUAAGCGUGGUCAUAUGGCGAUCCAACAUCGGAUGGGAUGACGACCUUACCAAAGAAGACGAAGUGGAUUGGCGACACUGGCUAGAUCUAGUUUCAAAGUUGAAUACCGUCCGUAUUCCACGGUGUAUGAAGUGGGUGAGACGAACCCAGACUGUACAGAUGCACACAUUCGUGGACGCCAGUAUUAAUGCUUAUGCAGCAGUUGUAUAUUUGCGGGCUGAACAUGAUGGCCAAGUACAUUGCAGUUUAGCCGCCUCAAAAACGAGAGUAGCACCCUUGAAGCCCGUGUCUAUACCUCGUAUGGAACUAAUGGCCGCAGUCUUAGGUCUGAGACUGGCCAAAUGUAUCCAAAAUGAAACGUCGGUACGCAUACAUAGACGAACAUUUUGGACGGAUUCAAAGGACGUGCUCUACUGGAUCCAGUCCGAUUCUCGAAAGUUCCAACAAUUCGUAGCGCUUCGCAUCGGAGAGAUUUUAGAAGAAUCAGAUGUGGGCAGCUGGCGCUGGGUCCCAUCAGCUCAAAACGUGGCAGACGAUGGCACAAAAUGGACCAAAACGCCCGAAAUUCACGGCUCGACCAGGUGGUUCAAUGGACCACCAUUUUUGUAUCUAGAAGAAUCGCAGUGGCCAUGCACAGAAAAGGGCUCGGCAAUAAACAUGUUAUACCAUGCUGAAGAACAAGCCAAUCACACGUACUCUUGGAGAUGUAUCCUGCCGGAUCUGCAGCACUUCAGCAAGCUGGAGAAAUUGAGAGCCGCACUGCUAUGCGUACUGGAUUUCCUACGGAUUGUUACUAAGAAGACCAAAUUGGACGGGCGAUUAGAGCUGCAGAAGAUGCUGCUCCUUAAACGCAGCAAAGAAAUGGAUGUGAUUUUUAUUCGAAUAUGCCAAGAAGAGGAGUUUUAUAGUGAGAUUACCUCCCUAAAGUCGGGGCACCGCCUAACCGAUCGCAAAAGCCUGCUCUUCAAGCUCUCUCCUUAUAUAGAUGACUCGGGCAUUCUACGUAUUAAGGGACGGAUAGACAAUAUAGAAGGAGUUGAAGUCUGCGUAAAACGCCCGAUAAUUCUGCUAAGACGACAUCGAUUGACGUAUCUGCUUGUUGAGUUUUAUUACCGCAAAUAUCAUCACCUGCACAACGAAAUCGUCGUAAACGAACUGCGUGAGAAGCGCUGGGGUGUGCUGUUCACAUGCCUCACGGUACGCGCCGUUCACCUAGAUAUAGCUACGUCGCUCUCGACUGACUCAUACCUAUGCGUUCUGAAGUCGUUCGUGGCCAGACGCGGCUGCCCCCGCCGCAUGCUGUCGGACAAUGGCACAAAUUUCAAAGGCGCUAGCAGAAUAUUAAAAGAUGAAAUUGAACGUAUAUCGCCGGCGCUGAUCGAGUGA